AGACCUAAGCUGACGCCCCAACCUCACAGUCAGACGGAGCCAUCUGUCCGAUCCGUCCGCCUCAUUGGCUCUUGGGACAAUUUCACCAUGUGCUAUAGCAUGGAACGGGACAGUAGACGUGGCCAGGGCCAAUGGAGAGGAUGCUUCGCAUUCCAGAACGUCAUGGACGAUGAUGGGAGCCCGCACCAUCCCAAGACAAGUGGUGGCCUAAAGAUGGGUCACACGUACUUCUACUAUUACGAGGUAGACGGAUCAACCGAAACAUUUGAUACUACGAUGCCUCACACAACUGCCUGCCCAUAUAUGCCCGGUCAGACAGUCAAUACUCUUCAAGUCCCCAUCGAACGCACGGCGCGCUUCAGAAGUGCGUCCACGACAUCUGUGAACUUGGAAAAUUUCAGGACAAUGGACCCGGCAACCAAAUUUAUAAAGCCGCUACCACCAACGCCCCUCUCGCCGGACACAAACAAACGACGUUCCCAGUCAGCUCCACAACCUUCGUCAUCUUCAUCGUCUCGCUCAACGUCACCACGCUCAUGGAAGAGAUUCUUUUCUCGCAAACUGGAGACACCAGACAGUCAACGUGCUGCCUCUGCUUGCUCGCAAGAAACCAUAUUUACCGCCUACGACAACGUUAUCACAGUCCCCUCACCACAUGCCCGCUCUGGCCGUCAUAUGUCAUCACUCAGCGAGGGUGCCCGACCAAGAGACAUUUCUCCAACUUCACUCUCCCGAAUCCUACGGGAAGGGAGCCACAAACCCCUGCGUUUCCCAAGUCACACUGCUCAAUUACCACCGCUCAAGAUACCAGAGGAUGUCAUCGAGCAUGAUGAGGACGAUGAGGAUUUUGCAGCCUCUGCGGUCUCAGAAAGUCUACCGUUUGCCACUGUUCUCUCGCCACCCCCCUUUCAACGCUCUUCAUCAUCCGAUACUGUAAAACACAAUACCGAGGCCGGAUCCUCAACGACAGUAGUCAAACCCAGCCUCACAGUACCGUCUCUAUUACCAAAGCAGAGCCAGCCUAUCUCAGCCGUCAUGAACGAAACAAGGCCGCAGUAUGAAUGGCCUAUCACAAGAUCAGACCAUAUCACCGGAAGUCCAUCUCAAGAAGAUGUCCCCAUGAGCUUCUAUGAUGAUGAAGAUGAUGACGACGACAUUUUGUCCAGCAACGAGGACGAGGGACACUUCCCUCCCGCCCCUCUAUCCCAGUCGCCCCUGUCUUCGUUCCAGGGAUACAGCUUGCCACGACACGGCGAGGAUAGCAAGGACGCGUUUCUUCCGCAGACUUUUGCACAUCGUGCCUCACCAAAGGUCAUUCCCAGCAGAUCCAACAUGUUGGAUACACCAAUUGAGGCAGGCCUUGACGAGUUUGUCAGUGAGCUAGGGUGGAUAGCUAGUGCUAUAGGUACAGAAGACUGGCAUUAA
This is a messenger RNA of Trichoderma reesei QM6a, 1425 nucleotides long. RefSeq lists its product as uncharacterized. The record is from RefSeq and is a predicted model, not a curated record. Lineage: Eukaryota; Fungi; Ascomycota; Sordariomycetes; Hypocreales; Hypocreaceae. The annotation marks the transcript as partial. The transcript has 2 exons.